Rhincodon typus (whale shark) is the source of this 513-nucleotide messenger RNA. RefSeq names its product epidermal retinol dehydrogenase 2-like. Bases 32 to 472 code for a protein of 146 amino acids. The record is from RefSeq and is a predicted model, not a curated record. Gene Ontology annotation, molecular function: oxidoreductase activity, acting on the CH-OH group of donors, NAD or NADP as acceptor. Gene Ontology annotation, cellular component: lipid droplet. The transcript has 4 exons. NCBI's taxonomy places the organism in Eukaryota, Metazoa, Chordata, Chondrichthyes, Orectolobiformes, Rhincodontidae.
UUUUUAGACUUACAAAGCUUUCCUGCCUGCUAUGAUAGCCAGCAACCAUGGCCAUCUGGUUAGCAUUGCCAGCACGGCAGGACUGUUUCCAGUCAAUGGAUUGGCGGAUUAUUGUUCAAGUAAGUUUGCAGCAAUUGGUUUUGCGGAGUCUGUUGCACUAGAAUUACUAGCAUCCGGGAAAAACGGUAUAAAGACUACUAUCGUUUGCCCGUACUUCAUAAACACGGGAAUGUUCGAUGGCUGUAAAACUAAGUGGCCACACCUCCUUCCUACUUUGGAUCAGAAUUAUGCUGCCAAAAAAAUUACGGAUGCCAUUUUACGGGAUCAAGUACUACUUGUGAUGCCACGAAGUCUAUACUUUAUGCUUGCAAUUAAGAAUUUGCUUCCUGUGAAACUUGGAAUUCUACUUGGACACUACUUUGGUGUUUUCGACGUUAUGGAUAACUUCAAAGGUCGAGUUAAAAAGGAUUGACUUGAUCUGCAGGAUCAAUAAAGUGAAAGUUGUGGAAGUAA